Molecule: messenger RNA, 2862 nt
Organism: Nerophis lumbriciformis (worm pipefish)
Lineage: Eukaryota; Metazoa; Chordata; Actinopteri; Syngnathiformes; Syngnathidae
Source: RefSeq, a predicted model, not a curated record
AUGUCGCACGGGUGCAGCAGGGCGCGCGUUGAGCUGCUCUGGGUCGUCCUCUUAACGCAGGUCGUCCUGGCGGCUGCGCUCACCCAAACCGACAAGUGCGGCGGGGCCAUCGACAUCCAUUCCCCGGGCUACCUGACCUCUCCGGGCUACCCCGGCGCCUACCCGCCCUCGCAGCAGUGCGCCUGGGUGAUCACGGCACCCGAGCAGGGCCAGAAGAUCCUCAUCAACUUCAACCCACAUUUUGACCUGGAGGACCGAGACUGCAAGUACGAUUACGUUGAAGUGUACAACGGCGAGGAUGAGCUUGCACCCAUGUUGGGCAAGUUCUGUGGCAAAAUCGCGCCCUCGCCAAUCAUCUCCAGCGGCAGCCAACUCCUCAUCAAAUUCGUCUCCGACUACGAGACGCAUGGAGCCGGUUUCUCUGUGCGCUACGAAGUCUUCAAGACAGGUCAGGAAUGUUCCAGAAACUUCACCGCUCCCUCGGGGGUCAUCAGGACGCCCGGCUACCCCGACAAGUACCCCAACAACCUGGAGUGCACCUUCAUGAUCUUUGCCCCCAAGAUGUCAGAGAUCUUGGUGGAGUUCGACAGCUUCGACAUGGAACCUGACACCACGCCGCCACCGGGGGCACUGUGCCGCUAUGACUGGCUGGAGAUUUGGGACGGGUACCCAGCAGUGGGUCCUCACAUCGGGCGCUACUGUGGGCAGAAUUCUCCAGGUCGUGUGCUCUCCUACACUGGCAUCCUGUCCAUGACAAUCACCACCGACAUAGCUAUCAGCAAGGAUGGCUUCUCUGCUAACUACACCAUCAGGGACACCGGCCUCCCCCAUGGAAACAGAUUGGAAGACUUCUCCUGCACCGAGCCUCUGGGCAUGGAGUCGGGCGAGAUUUCCUCGGAGCAGAUCACCGCCUCCUCGCAGUACAACAGCAAUUGGUCGCCAGAGCGCUCACGCCUCAACUAUCGCGAGAACGGUUGGACGCCGUCGGACGACACCAUACGUGAGUGGAUACAGGUGGACCUGGGCUUUCUGAGGUUCAUCACAGCCAUUAGCACCCAAGGAGCCAUCUCCAAAGAGACCAAGAAGCACUACUUUGUUCGUUCCUACAAGGUGGACCUGAGUUCUAAUGGAGAGGACUGGGUCACAGUGAAGGAUGGCUCCAAACAAAAGAUCUUUCAGGGUAACCACAACCCAACAGACGAAGUUCGUGCCUUCUUGCCUAAGCAGACUCUCGCCCGCUACGUUCGCAUCCGGCCCAUGUCCUGGGAACAAGGCAUCUGCAUGCGUUUCGAGCUCUACGGCUGCAGAACCUCAGACUACCCAUGUUCGGGAAUGCUGGGCAUGUUGUCCGGCCAGAUCUCGGACGGCCAGAUCAGCGCCUCAUCCUAUGCCAACCGGGGCUGGGUCGCCGAGAACGCCCGUUUGUUGACGGGCAGGUCAGGAUGGACGGGCCAUCAGACCAAGCAACCCUUCAGGAACGAAUGGCUACAGGUGGACCUGGGCCAGGAAAAAAUGGUGAGCGGCGUGGUGAUUCAGGGUGGAAAACACUACGACAAGAAUGUCUUCAUGAAGAAGUUCAAGGUGGGAUACAGUCUAGACGGAGAAGACUGGUCCCUCAUCAAUGAAGACAACACCACCAAGCCCAAGGUGUUCUCCGGCAACCAGAACCACGACACACCUGAGCUGCGGUCACUGGGUCCUGUGCUGACCCGUUACGUCCGGAUUUACCCGGAGAGAGCCACUAUGGAGGGGGUAGGCCUCCGACUGGAGUUGCUGGGCUGUGAACUGGAUGAAAUCACACCCACGGCCUCGCCUACCACGCCAGUCAGCUCCGCACUUCCUUCUAGCACAAUGGUAGUGACCACCACAUGGUCCCAAACGGUGCCCUUCACCACCUGGCACAGCAACACCGAUUCAAAGGCUCCCGAUGUGUUCCAUGCGCAUGUGGCAGGAGGUGUCACACCCGCUGACCCCGUGGUGGACUUCAUCCCAGACUACUUGUGGUUCGCCUGCAAUUUUGACUUUGCCUCCUUCUGCGGUUGGACCACGGAUGCGGGUUCGGGUGCCGAGUGGCUGAUCCAGACUGGCUCGGGAACUUCGGCCGCACGCAGGGCGCCCACGCUGGACCACACGGGCCGCGCUGGAAACUUCAUCCUGAUGCAUCUGACCGCCUCACCGUUCCGAAGGGAUGGAGAGGAUGCGGAGCGGGUGGCCAGGCUGUCCAGUCUGCCCGUGACGGCGCCCCACGCCGACCUGUGCGUGUCCUUCUGGUACCACAUGCUGGGCCAGCACCCCGGGGUGCUCCGCAUCAGACAGGAGGCGGAUCAGGAGCAAGACGAAGGGAGGGGGAGCAUCUUGUGGACAGUCAGCGGACACCAAGGAGCGCGAUGGAGAGAAGGACGAGUUUUACUACCCAGAUCCAGCCAAUCUUAUAGAGUGGUGGUGGAGGGCGUGGCGGACAGACAGAGCACAGGUCACAUGGCCGUGGACGACAUCCGCAUUCUGGACGCGCUCGACACAGACCGCUGCAAAGAUCCGCAAGUUCCUGCUUCUCCUCCCACGCAGAUCAUCAUCCUACCGAUGGACUCGUUGGCGGAAGAGUCCGGUGAGCCAAGCGUCGUAAGCGAGGCGGACGACGCACUGAAGACGCUGGACCCCAUCCUGAUCACUAUCAUUGCCAUGUCCGCCCUCGGCGUCCUGGUGGGCGCCGUUUGUGGCGUGGUACUUUACUGCGCCUGCUCGCAUGCCGCGAUGGCCGAGCGCAACCUGUCGGCGCUGGAGAACUACAACUUCGAGCUGGUGGACGGCGUCAAGCUGAAGAAAGACAAGAUCAAUGCACACGUCAAUUACUCGGAGGCGUGA